AUGGCAGCUAAAGACGAGGGAAAUGAGGGAAAUACCGACCUAAUCGAUAAAGACGGCCUCCUUGACAAUGAGGACCUUCUUCGCCGCUUGGCAAUAGAAGAUCACGUCAUUGCCGACCAUCACCGGGUUCUCAUCUUGUUACGCUUCCUUGGAGCCAUCGAAGAAGAGAGACCCUACCGGCGAGGCCGCCGCCGCCGCCGUCUGCGCACGAACACUCGGCUCGCUCGUCACUUAACUUACAAUGUCGUUUCUUCACUUAGCGAGCAAUAUGCAGCGUGGCGCGAAGUGCACAGCGUCUCGGCGCUGAACUUGGGGAAAUUGGCGGUUGCAGUAAGAACUACCUAUUAUCAAGUGCACUCAGCAUCCCUGCGCAAUCCAACAACAAUGACUAAGAUAGUCCGAUCUGCUGGUGGCUGGGAUAUGGAUUACUAUUCCCAGAGGGAAAACCUGGCAAGGCUCCUUGCCUAUCUGUUCCAUCUCCGCCGUACCCUGGGCUUAUUCACCAUCCCUCGGUCGACAAGAGGAAUCCAGCAUAUGUUUACCGCGUAG
Molecule: messenger RNA, 549 nt
Organism: Fusarium vanettenii 77-13-4
Lineage: Eukaryota; Fungi; Ascomycota; Sordariomycetes; Hypocreales; Nectriaceae
Exons: 4
Coding region: 1-549 (182 amino acids)
Source: RefSeq, a predicted model, not a curated record